AUGGCCACACCACCCGACCCGUCAAACCGACGGCAGCCGCCGCCACCAAUUCACGAAGAUGAAUUACCUAGCACGGAAGACCUGGAAUUGGUAUUGUCAUUAGUUCCGGCGCCAACAAUGGUCUCCGGAAUAGCUGGUUCGGCCACCCACGAGAGCCAACCCCCAGAUGGAGGCGUGGUGGCUUGGAUGUCCGUUGUGGCUGCGUUUUUCUCGAUCAUGAACACUUGGGGCUCGAUCAUAUCCUUUGGCGCCUUCCAGAGUUACUAUGUCACCCACCUGCAAAGUACACCUUCCGAGAUUUCCUGGAUCGGAUCGAUCGCGAUAUUGCUCUUGUUCUCCGGCGGGGUCGUUACGGGCCGCCUCACUGACUCUGGUUAUCUCCACCACUGCACAAUCAUCGGCGCAUUCCUCAUUGUUUUCGGGACAUUUAUGGCGUCUCUCUCCACGAAAUAUUGGCAAGUACUCCUUGCUCAAGGAGUGUGCACGGGGAUUGGCAACGGGUCUCUCCUCACGCCUAUGAUGGUCAUUGUGUCCACAUAUUUCAAGAAGAAGCUUCCUUUCGUGCUCGGCAUCGGAGCUUGUGGGAGCGUCACAGGAGGGCUCAUCUUCCCCAGCAUGGUGAGAACACUACUGCCUACCAUUGGGUUCGGCUGGACAAUGCGGGCGAUUGGCUUCAUACAGCUGGGAACGUUGAUCAUCGCCGUUGCUUCGGCUAGAACUAGGUUGGAGCCGAAAAGAUCAGGCCCACUUCUAGAUUGGACCGCCUUUGGCGACAUCGAGUUCGACAUUGUUUAA
This is a messenger RNA of Diaporthe citri, 795 nucleotides long. RefSeq lists its product as uncharacterized. Gene Ontology annotation, biological process: transmembrane transport. The record is from RefSeq and is a predicted model, not a curated record. Gene Ontology annotation, molecular function: transmembrane transporter activity. The transcript has 4 exons. Lineage: Eukaryota; Fungi; Ascomycota; Sordariomycetes; Diaporthales; Diaporthaceae. The coding region runs from base 1 to 795 and encodes 264 amino acids. Gene Ontology annotation, cellular component: fungal-type vacuole membrane.